This is a messenger RNA of Peniophora sp. CBMAI 1063, 678 nucleotides long. The record is from the annotation of a GenBank genome assembly. Lineage: Eukaryota; Fungi; Basidiomycota; Agaricomycetes; Russulales; Peniophoraceae.
AUGCGAGAUACAGCACUCUCCUCAUGAUCGUACGAGCUCACGUUGGCUAGCAAAGAGCCGCAUACAGAUACUCUUGUGACGUCCACCCGCUCUCGCGAUGAACAUCAGCUGUGGGACGGACUCCGCGCAGCUCAUCACCAAUACAGUUCGAAUGCCCAGCUCUUCGCAGUUGGCAAUGUUGCCUACUUUGACUACUUGGAAAAGAGGCUUCAGACAGAGGAACAAGAUCUCAUCCACCUGGUACUGGAUACUCAGAAACGGCCGCGCAAGCAGGAGUGCCUAUUGCACGCGGGCCGCCGCGCGAUCGGUAUCAUCCAUCAGGAGAUGGAGCUCCUGACUUUCAGCGAGGCACAGUUACGCGCUGUGGCCGUUGACAACGCCUUCAUUGCACAGGGUCGGAGGUUGAAACAGAGGUCAUUCCGGGCAACUUUCGGAUGGUGGUCCGCUACCGAGCUUCUUGCAAAGCACGACGUUCUCCAAGCGCCUACCGCGGUCCCCGAGUGCGAUGGAGAGUACUGCAGUACGGCAGGCCGUUACGUGCCUGGUGGAGAUGUUAGCGGGGACUGCGCAGACGCGGAUACGGGUAUCCCGUCGCAAACAUCCGAUUCGGACUUCGACCUCUUUGCGUCGGGUGUAGAGGACGAUUGGGACGCAGAUGAACUGCUGGGGGUUGAGUAG